This is a messenger RNA of Poecile atricapillus (Black-capped chickadee), 2028 nucleotides long. It is a transcript of the gene NHERF1, whose product is annotated as NHERF family PDZ scaffold protein 1. The record is from RefSeq and is a predicted model, not a curated record. The transcript is spliced from 6 exons. Gene Ontology annotation, cellular component: apical plasma membrane. Gene Ontology annotation, biological process: protein localization to plasma membrane. Lineage: Eukaryota; Metazoa; Chordata; Aves; Passeriformes; Paridae. The coding region runs from base 116 to 1129 and encodes 337 amino acids. Gene Ontology annotation, molecular function: signaling receptor binding; protein-membrane adaptor activity.
CCGGCCCCCCUCGCCCCGCCCCCUAUAUAAAGCGUGCGGCGGGCUCGGUGCCGCGCAGUUCGCUGAGCGCGGCUGGCGGGACGGGCUCGCUGCUGCUGCCGCCGCUUCCCUCGCCAUGAGCAGCGGCGCGGGCCCCGCCGCCCGGCUCUGCCGCCUGGAGCGCGGCCCGGACGGGUACGGCUUCCACCUGCACGGCGAGAAGGGCAAGCCCGGCCAGUUCAUCCGGCUGGUGGAGGCGGGCUCGCCGGCCGAGCAGUCGGGGCUGCGUGCUGGGGACCGGCUGCUGGAGGUGGACGGCGAGAACGUGGAGAGGGAGAGCCAUCAGCAGGUGGUGGAGCGGAUCCGUGCCGCCGCCGGCGCCGUCAGCCUCCUCGUCGUUGACUCGACGGCCGAGGAUCAGCUGGCGAAAGGCGGCGGGGCGGGUGCGGAGCCGCCGGUGGUCGGUGGGCAGGCGGCCCCGGUGCCGGCGGAGCCCACGGUGCGGGAGCCCAGCGGUGGCGAGCAGCGGGAGGAGCUGAGACCUCGGCUGUGCCACAUGAAGAAGGGUCCAGAUGGCUACGGCUUCAACCUGCACAGUGACAAGAGCCGCCCAGGGCAGUAUGUGCGUGCUGUCGACCCCGGCUCACCGGCUGAGGCAGCAGGGCUGGCCCCCCAGGACCGCAUCAUCGAGGUGAAUGGUGUGUGCAUGGAGGGCAAGCAGCACAGUGAUGUGGUGGCAGCUAUCAAGGCGAGUGGUGAUGAGACCAGGCUGCUGGUGGUGGAUGUCCUCACAGAUGAAUUCUUCAAGAAGUGCAAGGUGGUGCCCUCGGAGAAGCACCUGACAGGUCCCUUGCCAGAACCAGUUGCCAAUGGUGAUAUAGGGAAGGAAAAUGGUGGAGAGCCACGAUCCAACUCAGUGUCUGAGAGCCCAUCCAGCCCGGCGCCACUGGCCGUGUCCCCCAACUCCAGCGAGACCCACAGCGAGCCUCAAACACAGGAGGGUGAUAAACACCAUUCAGCAUCUGGCUCCCUCCUGGACCUCGACAUCCCGCUGGCUGUGGCCAAGGAGCGGGCACACCAGAAGCGCACCAGCAAGAGAGCACCCCAGAUGGACUGGAGCAAGAAAAAUGAACUGUUCAGCAACCUGUAAAGGCCCUGAGGCAGGGUGAGGGUCUUCUAGCCCUCCCCAGCCCCAUAUCCACCUCUCCUGCACUCCUCUCCUCCCUGCCAUGGGCUCCUGGUGGAGAUGUGGGGCUGCUCCCUACCACCCUGACUCAAGUGCUGGGGUUUGGUGGCCACUGAGCAUCCCUGCAGAGCGGUUCUGGGACGUGGAUGCUGGGGGUGCCCUCUCCCAAAAGCUCAUCCCCAGCGUGCUUCUCCAGCCCUGCCUUGAAGCCCUGCACACCCCGGUAGGCACAAGCAGGGGUUUGGGAGGGAUCAAGAAUUUGGGGUGGCCUGAUGCCCAACACUCCUGGUCCCUACAGUCCCCACUGUUCCCUGACUUUUUCCCCAUCCCAAAUCCCAUCUCCAUUUGAUAUCCCCCCAAAUUAUCCUUUAACUGCAAAAUAUGAGGCUUUUAGUGUCUUCUACCAUAUCCCACCUGCCCAGCCACUGACCACAGCCAGGGUGUGUGACCCUGACCUGGCAAGCUCCGUCCACAAUGACCCUGUCCCUCUGCCUCCUCAGCUGCAGGGAGGAGUGCGGGUGUCCAGCAUUGGGAAGUGCCCAGCACCCUGCCCUGGGGCAAUUUUGGGAGAGGAGAGGGUGCCUGGAGCCAGCACAGCAAGCAAUAAUAGUCUCCUUUGCUCCCACACACUCCUGGAGACAGAGCCAAUCAGGGUUUGAAUCCAACACUGUUUAAUUUAAAAGCUUCUUAUAGACUUUUUUUUUUUCUGAAAUAAGUGUUUUUCCAAUCACUUUUUUUUUUAAACUUUAUUUUGUGGAAAUUCUUCCUGUGGGUGUUUUGUUUCCAUGUGCUACAAUCAGGUGUUGUUGUACUGUUGAGCUCAAGAGAAAUUCUGUUUACUGGAAUAAACCUUUCUGACUUCA